Macrobrachium nipponense is the source of this 6560-nucleotide messenger RNA. RefSeq names its product ubiquitin carboxyl-terminal hydrolase 36-like (gene scny). The transcript is spliced from 11 exons. Gene Ontology annotation, molecular function: cysteine-type deubiquitinase activity. The coding region runs from base 187 to 4059 and encodes 1290 amino acids. The record is from RefSeq and is a predicted model, not a curated record. Gene Ontology annotation, biological process: regulation of apoptotic process; protein deubiquitination. Gene Ontology annotation, cellular component: nucleus; cytosol. Lineage: Eukaryota; Metazoa; Arthropoda; Malacostraca; Decapoda; Palaemonidae.
UAGCUCCGCCGUUAACCUUAGUUUUCGCCGAUUCACGAUUUUAUCUGACGCUAUUAACCAAUUCCAUGCGAAAGUACGUCUUCUGGAAUGACGUCCGAGUUACGUGGCGUCGCGGGAGGACGUAGUAAACUCGAGCUGUUGUAGUAAAUAGUGGCCAGUGUGGAGUGUGCUCUGGUAAAGCGUGUGAUGCCUGCAUCAUCAGCUGAUGUCAUAGGGGCAGCGUUGGCCUCUACGUACCAACAGAAACCUGCGGACACUGCCCCACCAACAGCAUUUGCUAGGAAAAGUUUGAUCGAAGAUCAGCUUGUUGCUUCGAGCAAACAGGUGCUGCUGAACCAUGUUGACUAUGAACGAGUGGGCACCCAGCAGUCACUGGUGCUUUCCUCUCUGAAGAACAAAUAUGUGAACCUGACUGCCUGCUGCGACACCACUGGCAACAUCCCCAACUCUCCGUCAGGUAGUAUGGCGCACGCCCAUCACAAGACUUCUGGGGCAAAGGAGGACCAGCUGGAUGAACCUCGUGUAGUGUUGUGGCCCAAGGACCGCGUUAUGCUGGGGUGGAGGAAGACUCUUCCUCCGGGCGCUGGAAUGAUCAACUUAGGAAACACAUGCUACAUGAAUUCAUCCUUACAGGCCUUGUUCCAUAUCCCUUCAAUGGCAAACUGGUUGAUGGAAGACCUCUCCAAUCACACUCAGCGAUGUGAGGCCAACGCUUCAAGUGCUUCCUAUUGUUCCAUUUGUGCCAUGAUGAGAACGUUGCGGUCCACUCUUGACCGAUCAGCCAAUGUUAUAAAACCCUCAUUAAUUCAUCAUAAACUUAAAAGCAUAGGAAAAACUCUAAUGUAUGGGAGACAAGAGGAUGCACAUGAGUUCAUCAAACUCCUGUUGGACCACAUGGAAAAGUCUUACUUGUCGUUUAGGAGAGCAAACAAGCUAGAUCAUCGUUCCAAGGAAACCACCCCACUUAAUCAGAUCUUUGGUGGUUAUAUAAGACAACAAGUGAUCUGUCCUGUGUGCCGCCACGUAUCCACCACAUUCUCCCAUUUCCAAGACUUAGUUCUUGACAUCCGGUCAGUUAACAGUGUAGAUGAAGCCCUAAAUUUAUACUUCAAAAAGGAAACACUAGAUUCAUACAAUGCUUAUAAAUGUGAACGCUGCCACAAGAAAGUACCUGCAACUAAGAGACAUCUCAUUGAGAGAGCACCUCAUGUUUUACUUAUUCAGUUAAAAAGAUUCACUUUUUCUGGGGGGAAAAUAAACAAGCACAUCAAUAUCCAAAGAACGAUUGACAUUUCAAGGUUUGUGAAUGGGCAGAACAAGAACCAGUCCAGUGAAGGAGGUGGACCAUAUCAGUAUCGUCUGGCCUCCAUGGUCAUACACUUGGGAGGUUCGCAACAUGGUGGUCAUUAUACAGCAGUGGCAGAAGCUUCCAGUGGCACAAUGUUUGAAUUUGACGACUCUUCCGUGCGAUCUAUAUCUGUACAGAGUGCAUUGAUGCGCAACCCUUACAUACUUUUCUAUGAAUUAAUACGUAAGCCCAAAGACCCCCUACACAUCAAACAAGUUGUUAGACAAAGUUCGGAGAAGACGUUGAUACGGCAAAAUUCUGAUGGUAUAUUUAAACCUAUUCCUACUAGUCAUAGUGCUUCGUCUGUAGUCAAUGGAUAUGGACGAACUUCAGAUAACAUUGGAGAAGCAGUCAGUAGAAAUGGGACCCAGACUACUAUCAGCAAACCCCCUUUACCGUCACAUAAAGAAAGGGAGAAGAUAUCAUUUGGACUGAAGUUUAAUCAAGGAAGCUCAAAGGGAGAGAAUUCAAGCAAACCCAAUAAAAUUAUUCUCAAUUCUGGAACAACCACCCUAUUAUCAACUAAAUCUUCCACCAUUUCCAUGCCAUCCUCUUCGGGGAAAACAGCUUCUACUUUGAAGUCAAUGUCGAGUUUAGUACCUUAUCAUGAUGAUUCUGAAGAUUCAGAGUUGGAUGAUUCUAAACAGAGUGGAAUUGCUAAUGGAGUUAGAGAGAAACUGGUACAAAAUGGCACUGUUAAAAGUGAGGACGUUAAAAAAGAUAAGAGUGAAAAGGGUACUAAGGGAUUAUGUAAGCCUGAUAAAGUUAAUAAUAGUGCUGAUAGCAAGACUAGCUCUAGUGAAAGUGGUAGCAAAAGUAGUAGUUCUAAUUCUAGUAUUAAGUCAGGAUCAUCAUCAGUACCAUUUGUGCCAAGAUCUCUUCAGAUUGUCAAUGGUGCCAGUCCAGUAAACACAAGUAGCAGCAGCAUUAGUAGUAGUAGCAGCAGCAGUAAAACAAAAGGUGAAAAAGGUUGGUUAGUUACGGAUAACUCCUUACAUUCUCCCAGUGAAAGCAGCAGUGGUAGUGCCGGGGGAACCAGUGCUUUUACUGUUGUUGAACAGCCAACAAGUAGUAAAGAAAAACAAGCCAUUGGACAUGAAAAAAUGGACAACCAUGGGUGGACAGUAACUAUUAGAAAGCAGAGGCCAGAACUUGAAAAGUCUCAUUCUCAUGAUUCUGUCCUGCCGGGUCCCAGUCACAAGAAAGAUGAAGCAGAUUCAGCUAGUUUGAGAAGUAAAGCCAGUGUUGACAGUACAAGAUCUGAUCGCUCAACGAAAUCUGUAAAAAAAUCUAUCUUUUCUUUAUUUACCUGUGUCUCGUCGGCACGUAGCCCAGAUAGCCCCGAAGAGGAACAGCCUGAAGCCUCACAUCCACAAGACUGUGGUACCCUAGAAUGCAGAACUAAGACUAAUGAAGGUGAUCCAAAAAUUAAAAAUGCAGAUGCUAAAACAGACAAGAAUAAAUCAGCAACCAGUAAUACAUCGCCAAGUAAUACAAAAUUUAAGAAAGGGGCUGUGAUUGAUAGUAAAAGCAAAAUCCCACCUGCUUGUAAUGGCCAGUCAAACUUGAAAUCAGAUUCAGAGAGUGACACAGAGAUAUCUCAGUCCAAGAGAUUCAGGGAUCAUGAUGAUGAGCCAUCAAGUCCUUCAAAGAAGUGUCGUCCAGAGGAAGGAAAGAACUCUUGUAAUAAAAAAUCUGACAGUGAAGCGACAAAAAAUGGACCUUGCUCAGUUUCAAAAAACGGACCAAGUUGUAAUUCAAAAAACUUGAUUAGUAGUGACUCAGACAAAUCAAAAAACAGGUUGAAUCAUGAGUUGGGAAAAUCAAAAAAUGGGUUAGAAGAAGUGGGAAGGAAAUGUAGGAAAAAGAAAAAACAUAAAAAUGGGGGUGAAAGUCUUUUGAAUGGGGUAGCAGAGAGCCCCGAGAGAUCUCAAAAAGAUGCGUCGUCCUCCGAUUCGUCACUUGCUGGGGUGUCGUCUGGUUCAGAGAGCAGUGAUAGUGAGGGGGAACAAGGUGGAACUGAUCACUGGGUGGAGAAAACAAAGGAGACGCUAGGGAAAGCUAAAUUAAACCCUGCCGCUCGUGUCAUCAAUUGGAAUGGAACUCGUAAAAUGAAAGAUUUAAGUCAUUUUAUUAAUGGAGACAAAGAAGGCCCCCAAGAGAAUGGCAUAGAAACCGAUAAGAAUAUUGGGAUGUGGAAUGGAAGUAAAUCCUUGCAAGUUGUAGAUGAGUUACGGAGGGCAGGUAACUCCGCAUUUGGGACCAAAGUGAAUAGCUGGGAAGGUGGUAAAGGUAUUACGGAUGAAGAAGUUGAGAAGGAUCGGAAGGAACAGAAGAAGAGGUCACUCGAAGACAUGUAUAAUGAAGAAUUUGACAGUGGAAAAACUAAGAAGAUCAAGUUGAAGGAUUCCACUAAGGCCUCAGAUAAUUGGAAUGUGAACGGUGGCAACGUAUUCCAGAGAGUUCAGGAUGUAAGGAAUACUGGAGGCACCUGGGGCAAUUAUCGUAAUUCUUACGGUAAGAACUACGGUUACGGGCAUUACAAGCAGUAUAAGAAUAGGGAUGGCUACUGGAACAAGAAGCGUGAUUGGAAUCAAAACCGAGACCAUUAUCACCAGCGUAACAAGCAGUGGAAAAAGUUUGACAAAAGAGAUCGUAAGUUUCACAAGAAGCACAAGGAGAAGUAUAGGCACUGGGAGCGUAAUGAUUAACUAAGGCCCUGAGCACCACAUCUGAUGUGGGUAGGUAGAUUACUAAGGUUUUAUGAUGAGGCAAUUAAACUGAUGAUAUUUUUAAAAAGAAAAAGCUGGUCUCCAAUCAUGAAGAGCAGUGCGCCUGAAGAGUUCAGUUAUUUUAUUGUAUUAUUUGGUUAUAGACUAUGAAGUUUAAUUUCAUAACAAAACUGUUUGUUGGUCAAAUUUUCGUAUUUUUGUUAGAAUAGUACAUAGAAUGUAUUAAGUAGUAGCUUUUUGUAUAAAGUUACAAAUGUGGUGUACAUAAUCAUAUUUAUAUUUCCAAAAUCAGCCAAAUAUCAUUUUUCAAAAGGGGAAAUUAAAACUGUAAGAAUUACAACAAUGUUCCUCUCGUGUUUCUCAUGCCUCAGGGCAGGGAUAAGUUGGGAAAUGUUGAUCAUUUUUCUGUCGUAAACUUUGCUUUUUUCAUAUUUUGUUUCGUAUCUUUUUUCUUCCUUUUGUUCCAUCUGUCAUUGUGUAAUUGUAUGUGAACAAAUUGUUCAUGGUAUGAGCAGUUGUGUAUAUAGUGUACAUUAUUAGAAAUAUUUUAUAUUGCAUAACUGUUCAAAUGUUUAUUAGUAUGUUUAAAACGUGUGCGUGGCUGUACAUUGCAUUGGGAAUAAAAGCUAAGAAAGUGUAGGGUAGCAGUUUUGCUCCAGUUUUAUGUCCUUUGGAUGAACAGAAAUUUUUGUACACUGCCAGGUUACCCUUGUACACUGUGACUUUGUUCUACAAAUAAGGGAUCAGUUUGUCACUGGUGUUAGUAUAGAAUUUGUAACACAGCUCUUUUUUUCAUGUAUUAGAAACAUUAUGAACCCAGCAGUAGUGAUGAUAUGUAAAUGGGUGGUGGUCCACGGAAAUACCAGCUGCUAGAUUGUUCCCCUGUUCAAGAUAAUUCAGUGUUUUUUGUGCUGGGAGAUCUAGUUCUUUGGUUCCAUAUCUUGCAGAUUUUUGUGGGUGUACCGAGAUACAACUGAACUUUGACAUUCUGUGCCUACAUUUUGUAGAACUGUCACAUUGUGUAAUUCAUGGGGGAUUUAUGUAAAUAGGUAACUUGAUAUAACAUACUGGUUCACAAGUUCAAAUCAUCCAUCCCUUACACUAUGUGCAUGAUGCUGUUUGAGCAGAGUACAAGCAUGGUUUUUCUGCAGGUCUCUCUUAUACAAGCAGCUACUACUGCUUGUUGUGCCUUACCGCUGUUUUCUGUCUUGCCUGUAAUGCAAAUGAUCCAUGGCCUUCUGCUAUGUACAGAUAUCAAUGAGCCAAACCACAUAGGUGUGGCAGUGAUUGUGCUCCAGCUGUUGUAUAAACAAAGAAAUGAAAAAAAGGAUUUGCCUUCUGCUCAUUAUAUUUAAAACAUGUUUCUCAGGUUAUGGAUGAUUAUUAACUAGACAAUUUCCUCGGCUUUGUCAUUUCAUUGAAUCCAUUUCUCAUGUACUGUAUUACUAAUUAUACAAUAGUUUUGUUAUAAUAGUUACUGUAAUUAUUUUUUAUUACAAAUGAAGUUUUGUAAUUUAUUCUUUUGUACAUAGUUUUUUCUUAGGUAUAGCAGUAUUUCUUCUUUUGCCUGUAUCCAUCAUAAGAUCAUACAUGCUCACCUCAUUAUUUAUUUAUGUGAAUGCUAAAUAUAUUCUGUGGUUUGGCUGUAUAUCAUCUUGACAGACUGUACCUCCUAAGUAACACUAUGGGCUUCAGGUUAUAUACUGCGAGGUAUUGCUAAGUCUGUGGAAGUUAGUAAUUUUCAUUUUUAUUGUAGCAGAUGAUGCACUGGGAAGGAUUAUUCUUGGGUCGAUCUGCUGCAGUGUGUGAUAAAAUUAGGAGAUUUUUACAAGUUACUAUCAUAAAUAGUUGUUUUUAUUUACUGCUACUUAAGCAUCUUGCAUCAUGAAACCAGAGCUGUUAUAACUAUUGUAAUGGCUAAAUAUAUUGUAGACAAUGCAACCUUGAUGAUAUUUUAGUAGGUCUUCAUAGUAAGCUUUUACGUUCUUGCAAAUUUCGCACUCAACCUAAAUUGUAUGACCGAACAUUUUCUUUGUACAGUAAAAAAUUUUAAUUAAUAUGUAAUUAGGUUGUAGUAAUUAUGAAGUUAUUUUUAUGAUUAUGACUAUGAUUUAUUAUAUUUUCCAUUUUUUUUUUAUCAUUAUAGUAACGUUUGUAAAGCUUUGCACUGGUUAAUGCUAGAGUUGAAAUUGAUGAUAAGACAUCUAACAUCUCAAUUAAUUAUUAGCAUCAAAUAUUUAAUCACUACCUUAGGGAAGGGAUUUUUGUUUUAAGAAAAUUGAUCAUGAAUAUAUAUGUUCAGACAUCUAUAGCAACCACAUUGGUUGAUAUAUAGUUGACUGGGAAGUAUUGUAUAUGCAACCAGGUUUGCAUGACAAAAUUCUCUGUAAUAACGCACCCAGUUUUCCUAUCAGCAGUUGACGUUUGGAUUGUACUGUGUACAGAUCAGAUUUUACCCAGAAUAAAAUCAUGAAAUGUGA